GCCUUAGACCCACGGACCGGCGGACCGGGAGACCGGGAGGCGGGGCGCGCAGCGCACGGCACCGCGCCCGCCCCCACGCGCGCUCGCACCGGCGGGCAGGUGAGCAGGCAGCGCCGCGCCCGCAGUCGCCAGCCCCCGCGGACCGUCCGAGCCACCGCCUCCGCCGGCGCAUCACGGACGCCCAGCAGGGAUGAGGGGAGAAUCUUAUUUCAUCGGCAUGAGGAACCCUGGGCAGCAGGGGCACAUCCCAGAGGACGGAGGACUUUUCUUACUCUGCUGCAUCGACAGAGACUGGGCUAUAACUCAGUGUUUCGCAGAGGAAGCCUUUCAAGCAAUCACUGACUUCAAUGACCUUCCCAACUCAUUGUUUGCAUGCAACGUUCACCAGUCAGUGUUUGAAGGAGAGGAGAGUAAGGAGAAAUUUGAGGGACUGUUCCGGACUUACGAUGACUGUGUGACGUUCCAGCUAUUUAAGAGUUUCAGACGUGUCCGAAUAAACUUCAGCAAUCCUAAAUCUGCAGCCCGAGCCAGGAUAGAGCUUCAUGAAACCCAGUUCAGAGGGAAAAAAUUAAAGCUCUAUUUUGCACAGGUGCAGACUCCAGAGACAGAUGGAGACAAACUGCAUUUGGCUCCACCACAGCCUUCCAAACAGUUUCUCAUCUCACCCCCCGCAUCUCCUCCCGUUGGCUGGCAGCCCAUUAGCGAUGCCACGCCAGUCCUUAACUACGACCUCCUCUAUGCUGUGGCCAAACUAGGACCAGGAGAAAAGUAUGAGCUCCAUGCAGGGACUGAGUCCACCCCAAGUGUCGUCGUGCACGUAUGUGACAGUGACAUAGAGGAAGAAGAGGAUCCAAAGACUUCUCCAAAGCCAAAAAUCAUCCAAACCCGGCGCCCCGGCCUGCCACCCUCUGUGUCCAACUGAGCUCACAGCUCCGCCUCGACGAUAAUAUCCGUCUCCUCUUUAUCAUGCUUUUUCCCUCUAUUGUUUGUUUGUGGAAAAAAAAAAAUUGCCUUUAAAUCCCUGGGUGUCUGGUUGUUUGAGAUUCCUUCAUUGUAAUCAAGCCUCUUGGACAAAAGGGCUAGGAAAAGGUGAUAGGUUUCCUGAUCAUAUCAUACUCCAUCAAGUGUAAUUCAUUAUUUAGAAGGUUCUAGAAAAAAAAGUAGCAUUUUGUUAUUAAACAGUCAGUACAGCCUGUAUCUUCAUUCUCUCAUGUUGAUCCAAGCCAGAGACACCAGUAACAAAUAGCACCUGUGUUGUUUGUGAGCUGUUUCAGUCCCAGUCCUGAGGUAUGUGCAUUGUUUUUUCCUGGCCACUUAAAUAGGACCAUAUGUAAACUUGACUUUGACUGCAUGAGAUACCCCUAUCUGGUCUCACUCAGUCCUCUGCAUCCCGACAUUCCCAGGACAUGCAUGAUCACCAGCAUUUAUUUUCAUGAUAACACACUAGAACUCACAGUGUCAGCAUCCAGCCAUGUCCUCUCUAGAUUAGGAAAAUGAUCAGCGUCGUCCAGCUCAACAAGUCUGGGUAUAUUUACUGUUUUGAGUCAAUACUUCAUAGCCUGUUAAAAUUCCUGGAAGCAAAACUGAGCUGGGCCCCAAAGAUAUUCCGUGAUAGAUUUUGAACACCACUUGCAUAUAGAAUUUUCCCAGCCUCACUGGGGAGGCUUGUCCAGGGUGAUACAGACCGAUUUCAGACGAACCUAUUUAUUACAAAAGUUUCACAGUGUCUGAACGAUUGUUUUUUUUCUCUUUGUAUAUUUGUAUAAAUGUUUCGGCUGUGCUUUUGAAAUCUGGAUGUUUUUUAUUUAGCGAUUGUUCAGCCAUUAGCUGCUUAAGAACCUAAUAUGUGCGUUACUAGGAAUGCAUUCGUAUACUGAUACAGGUAAUCUGAUAAUAUUAACACCCCCUUAUGGAUAAUGCUGAAUUCUGAAAGGGCACAACAUGUCUCACGCCAAUAUAUAUCUAUGUGAUUAGCCAGCAUCUUUGCUAUCAAGAACCCUUUGUUUUAAAAUAAAGUGAAAAUGCAAGUGUCAGUGGUAGACAAUUGGGAUGAAGCUCAAUCUCCAGAAUGCAGCUGAGCAGAUUAAAACGGGAAGGGUGAUUAAAUACACGUUUGCUGAUCCCUAUUCAUGCAAAUGCCCACGUGCUUAAAAGAGUUGUUUUUGUUACAUGUGAUUUUUCUAUUUCUCUAGCCCAAAGUGCAUUACAGAAGAUACACGUGUAGAACCGUUACCUUUUGCUGUAUGUGCCAGGCCUCAUCUCUUCCUCUACAUUAAUGAAUUCAUUUAGGUGUAAAUGCGAAUUGUGGUGGAGUGGGGAAAUACUUUCAUUACCCAAGCCUCAGAAAAACACGCAAGAACAGUAACGCAGCCAGCUGAUGGAUGGAUUGUUGUGGUUUUUGACUAGAGUGUAUUUUAGUCUCAUCAGAAACUUCAUAGACUGAUCACGCAGAAAUUCAAGUCCGUUCUACUGUGAAUAUAGCAAUAUAGUACUGGACGCAGUACAGGAGAAACUGAGGAGAGCAUUGCUAGUGAAAUCUUGAGUUCCCGUAAGAAAAAUGAAGGCUCCUUUAAAAAAAUAAUAAAAUCUGAGGAGUGUACAAUAAGCAAGUGCUUUGGCUUUCCUUUGCUGUGGAGGUUUUUUUGUUGUUUUUCCUUGACCAAUGACAGACUGAAGAGUUAAUAGUGGAGAAAUGAUGCCCUCUAGUGGAAGAAACAUUGCACUCACCUAUUCAGAUGACCAGAGAACUUUGACAACAGUCAGCUGUGUUUCUUAGUCGUCUGCAGAUCAUUUGACUUCAUAAGCUACCCAGAGUUUUCAGAAUGUGGGUUCUAAAGAAAGCUGGGUGAGAGAAAAUGUUUGGAAAUGAUUUUUAAUUUUUUUUAAACACAUCAGACAUUGGCAACCAAAUGUAGUAAAAGUUGAAAUGACCAUUUUGUACCGUCGUAAAAUGAAAUCAGUGGAGUGUAUAAUCUGUGUGCUUCAUUUUAGCGAAAUUUGUUGCAAAAUGACAAUGUUAGUCUGUCUCAGAUCAAGUAAUUCUUUCAUUAGAUUGGGCUUGGGGAAGGUGAGAAGGGGAACUUUUGCCAGGAGAGCGGCAAGAAAUGAGAAGGACUCUCUGAAGUGUUUUCAGUGGUAACUCAGCACUGUGAAAGUCAGAAUUGCCUCAGCAUUUCCAUGAUGCACAUUAUGCAAACCUCUUUAGCACUAUUUUAAGUAAGAAAUGUUUAAAAAUGGAGGAGGAGAUUUCCACCAACUGAAUCAUUUGUGCACGUGUAUAGCUCAAAGAGCUUAGACUUCAAAUAUACCUGGUGAAUGACUCUG
Molecule: messenger RNA, 3324 nt
Organism: Loxodonta africana (African savanna elephant)
Lineage: Eukaryota; Metazoa; Chordata; Mammalia; Proboscidea; Elephantidae
Gene: RCAN2
Product: regulator of calcineurin 2
Exons: 5
Coding region: 191-922 (243 amino acids)
Biological process (GO): calcium-mediated signaling
Cellular component (GO): nucleus; cytoplasm
Molecular function (GO): calcium-dependent protein serine/threonine phosphatase regulator activity; nucleic acid binding
Source: RefSeq, a predicted model, not a curated record